GUUCAUUGCUAAACUAGUCAUCGAGCCGGAACGUACAACUUAUUAACAAAUCUAACUAUUGAAGUUUUAUACACAUACCCGAUUUUUUUUCAGUUUUCCAACUUUCGCUUUGUAGCAUCUUUUAUUGGCUUAGCAGAAGGAUACUUUUACCUGCGAAUUGGAAGUAUACGCUCUGCUUUGCUUGUUAUUUCGUGAAAACUGAUUGUAUUCCAACACGUAUUUCGGGUUAUUUGUAUAUUAGUUGUAAUAUCAACAUGGAUAUCUCCCUAUAUAACAGCACUAUAGGAAUGUCCGAUUACGAAGCCGCCAAAUUUCACGAGCUAGUUCUCGGAAAGCAUUCGAUUCUUCUUCAAGAACCAACAGUUAACAAACCAGUGAAGGCUGAUCCGGAUGCUAACUGGAUUCUUAAAAAGCGAAGCAUCGAUGAAAAAUUGGAGGAAACAAGUUAUUUUCUUAAUGUUCUGCAAAAACAAAUGCGCCUUAAUGAAAUCGAAGAUGGUUUGAAAGCGGCAAGAGCUGCAAAUUAUAUUAAUGAUGUUGAAUGCAUCGAAGAAUCCGAAACGAAUGAAGCUCUCAAAGUUUUGGAUGAGCUCGAUCAGGAACUAAUGAAAGACUGCGAAUGGAGAGAUGACAUUAAGAAAGAAUGGAGAAAUUUGCAGAACAAUCGUUGUUCCGAUGAAAAGGUUGUCAACUUAAAUAAUCUGAAUGAAAUGAACGAAGAACUGAAACUUAACAACUCUAAGAAUAUUUUGGAUAAAAUUCCGAAAGAAAAAAUUGUGAAUACUACCAAUUUAUUGGAACAAGACGUUAUUCCGGUCGAUAACAACAUCGAUAUAAAAGACACUGUGUUUGUUGUCAAUCAUUAUGAACAAUUGCAGAAUUGGCUUCUUCAGGUGAAACAGAAUUACAUAAACAUCGAAGAGAAAUAUGAACCGAACUACAUCGCUCUCUUAACUACUGCUAAGAGACUGACUCAAAAGAUCAAAGAAGGACGCGUAUUAGCUUGGUUGAUUGCUCGCUCUGAGAACACACCCAGUAAAUAUAGAAUCUCUUUGGGAAGUUGGUUCCUUGCAAACCUUCCUAUUGUUCAAGGCAGGGAUAAAGUCAAAGAGCGAUUAAAAGAACACAAAAGGAUCGUUCUGAUGAAGAAAAAAUCCCUGAGAGAAGACGAGUUUUCGACACGGCAUCCCGAACUGAUGGCAAGGGCGAGGAAAAAUCAAGUUGAUCCAGAAACCAAAUUCUCCAAAUUACAGAAAAUUGGAAAAGGUUCUUUUGGAGAGGUCUUCAAAGGAAUUGACAAUGAAAGCAAACAGAUUGUUGCUAUUAAGAUCAUAGAUCUUGAAGAAGCUGAAGAUGAAAUUGAAGAUAUUCAACAAGAGAUCAUGGUGCUGUCACAAUGUGACAGUUCCUAUGUCACCAAGUAUUUUGGAUCCUAUCUCAAAGGGACCAAAUUAUGGAUUAUUAUGGAGUAUCUUGGAGGUGGAUCAGCACUUGAUCUUAUGAAAGCUGGCUUAUUUCAAGAAAAUGAUAUUGCAAUUAUUUUAAGAGAAAUUUUAAAAGGGCUGGAUUAUUUACAUUCUGAAAAGAAACUUCAUCGAGAUAUCAAAGCUGCAAAUGUAUUAUUAUCUGAAAUGGGAGAUGUGAAACUUGCAGAUUUCGGUGUAGCAGGACAGUUGACAAAUACUACUAAUUUUAGACAUACUUUUGUUGGCACUCCUUUUUGGAUGGCCCCAGAAGUCAUCAAACAAUCUGCUUAUGAUACAAAGGCUGAUAUCUGGAGUUUAGGUAUUACUGCUAUUGAAUUGGCAAAAGGUGAACCUCCUAAUUCUGAUAUGCAUCCUAUGCGAGUGCUCUUCCUUAUUCCUAAAAAUAAUCCUCCUCAAUUGUAUGGUAAUUACAGUAAAUCUUUUAAAGAUUUUGUGGAGCUCUGCUUGAAUAAAGAACCUGAAAAUAGGCCAACUGCUAAAGAAUUAUUGAAAACACCAUUUAUUAAGAAAGCCAAGAAAACAGCAUAUUUGCAUGAUUUGAUUGAACGUUACAAGAAAUGGAAGCUCUCAGGUGGACAACAGGAUUCUUCAAGUAGUGAUGAAAAUGAAGAUUCUGAUAUUGAAAAUGAACAUUGGAACGAUGAUUGGAUAAUGACCCGAAGGUCUUGUGAUCCUAAAAACGGCGAUGGAGCCAAUGCAUUAAAAGCCACAGACUCAAAGAAAGAGUCCCCAGUUCUUGUACCUAAAAAUGGAGAUGUUCAAAUACAAUCUGCUCCACUUAGCCAUCAUGGUCGUGCUGACUCUACACCAGCCAUUCAAAACCAUGAUGCUGACUACAUUGGCGCCAAACAUACUCGUAGCAAGUCAGAUAUGCAUCCUAUCUCUUCUGAAUCAAUAGAAAAUUUCAGACCACCAUCUUAUAUAUUCUAUAACCGACCUAAAUCCCUGUACGAUCUCCCAGAUGGCCAUAAACCAAUUGAACCUUCAUACAAAACUAAUACCCCUGCUGUCUACCAUGUAUAUCCACCACGAAUUGCAAGAAACCAGCCAUCCUCUGGAACAGAAUCUGAAAUAGUACCUCUACCCUCCAACCAAGCUUCUACAUGUCUUUCCAUUAUUGUGUUCCCUAUUCUUAAUGAGUUGAGAGAACAUUACAGAGUAGUGAGACCACCUCAGAAUAUUGAAGCCAUUGAUGAGUUAAGGAAUGCUUUUGACUUGGUGGAGAAAUCCUGUCCUGGCAUCACUGACAGAUUUUUAACAGAUGUUGUAAGAAACAUAGGGGAACAGAUGUUACGAGAAGCUGAAGUUCGCCAAGGGGUAGAGAAAUUUAAACGGCCAUAUUGAACCUGACACAAAAGAUCUCAAGACUAUCUUUUCCAAACACCAAAUAGCCUCUACAUCUCCUUUCAAUUUGGGUUAUGACUUUUUUAAUUUCUAGCAGGUUAAAUACUAUGAAAUGUUUCCACUCGUUUCUCCUCUGAAACAGAAACUACCACUAUCUUCUUAUCUUUCCUUCAAAGCCGCAAAAAAUGAACCCGCCCUCCCU
This is a messenger RNA of Octopus bimaculoides (California two-spot octopus), 3033 nucleotides long. Its product is annotated as serine/threonine-protein kinase 26. Lineage: Eukaryota; Metazoa; Mollusca; Cephalopoda; Octopoda; Octopodidae. The record is from RefSeq and is a predicted model, not a curated record. Gene Ontology annotation, molecular function: ATP binding; protein serine/threonine kinase activity. Gene Ontology annotation, biological process: protein phosphorylation. Gene Ontology annotation, cellular component: cytoplasm.